Messenger RNA from Striga hermonthica, 2574 nucleotides. The record is from the annotation of a GenBank genome assembly. Lineage: Eukaryota; Viridiplantae; Streptophyta; Magnoliopsida; Lamiales; Orobanchaceae.
AUGAGAGGAGGAGGCGGGACGGCAAUGGCGAUGGGUUUUGGGUUGUUUCUGGUGUUGGCCUUGACGACGACGACGCCGACGUUUUGCGGUGGCGCCAACGUGACGUCCGACCGUCGGGCGCUGUUGAUCGACGGGAAGAGGCGGGUUCUGAUUUCCGGGUCGAUCCAUUACCCUCGCAGCACUCCCGAUAUGUGGCCAGACUUGAUACAGAAAUCAAAGGACGGUGGAUUGGAUGUGAUAGAAACUUAUGUUUUCUGGAACUUGCACGAACCAGUUCGAGGCCAGUACGAUUUUGAAGAUAACAAAGAUUUGGUGAAAUUCGUGAAAUUUGUUAAAGAUGGUGGUCUCUAUGUUCAUCUGCGGAUUGGUCCUUAUGCCUGCGCUGAAUGGAAUUAUGGUGGAUUUCCUCUGUGGCUGCAUUUUAUACCAGGAAUUGUGUUUCGAACUGAUAAUGAGCCCUUCAAGGCUGAAAUGAAGAAAUUUACGGCCAAGAUAGUCGACAUGAUGAAGCAAGAAAACUUAUAUGCAUCCCAAGGUGGACCCAUAAUUUUAUCACAGAUAGAAAACGAGUAUGGUAAUGUGGAAGGUUCGUAUGGUGCUGAUGGGAAAGCAUACGUAAAGUGGGCAGCAUCGAUGGCUACCUCAUUAAACACGGGGGUGCCGUGGGUUAUGUGCCAGCAAAAAGAUGCCCCUUAUCCUAUUCUCGAAACAUGCAACGGGUUUUAUUGUGACCAAUACACUCCACAAUCUAAGAACACGCCGAAAAUAUGGACAGAGAACUGGACUGGCUGGUUCUCUUCAUUUGGUGAUGCUGUGCCGUACAGACCUGUGCAAGAUCUUGCUUUUGCUGUCGCACGGUUUUACCAGCUCGCUGGAACUUUCCAGAACUAUUACAUGUACCACGGUGGAACUAACUUUGGCCGCACUUCUGGUGGCCCUUUUAUUUCCACAUCCUAUGAUUAUGAUGCUCCAAUUGAUGAGUAUGGGCUUCUGAAUCAGCCUAAAUGGGGUCACUUGAAAGAUGUACACAAGGCUAUCAAACUAUGUGAAGAUGCAAUGGUGGCAACCGAUCCCAAAACCACUUCCCUCGGUUCAAAUUUGGAGGCGACGGUAUAUAAUACUGAUUCGGGAAAAUGUGCUGCAUUUCUAGCAAAUUCGGGCACAGGGUCUGAUGCAACCGUAAAUUUCAAUGGAAAUUCCUAUAACUUGCCGGCUUGGUCUGUCAGUAUCUUGCCUGACUGCAAGAAUGUCGUACUCAACACUGCAAAAAUUAACUCAGUUUCCACCACUGCAAAUUUCGUUCGUCAACCUUUAAAAGACAAAACUGCAGCUACUGAUGAUGGGUCCUUCUCGGGUUGGAGUUGGAUCAAUGAACCUGUAGGCAUAUCCAGUAAUAAUGCAUUCUCAAAAGCUGGAUUGUUGGAACAAAUAAAUACCACAGCUGAUCAAAGUGACUAUCUGUGGUAUUCUCUAGGCUUUGAAGCGAAAGCAGAUGGGUCCCAAACAGUCCAUGUGGAUUCUCUAGGCCAUGUUCUGUAUGCUUUUAUCAAUGGGAAACUUGCAGGGAGUGGGAAAGGGGGAAGCAACAACCAAAAAGUCUCGAUAGAUGUUCCGGCAACUUUAAAACAGGGAAAAAACAAGAUUGAUCUCUUGAGUGUGACAGUAGGAUUGCAGAACUAUGGAGCAUUUUAUGAUAGAAAGGGUGCAGGAGUUAGUGGCGUGCAGUUGAGAGGCUCGCAAAAUGGAUCAAGUAUUGAUCUGUCUUCCCAGCAGUGGACAUAUCAGGUUGGUUUAAAAGGAGAGGACUUGGGACUGUCUGCAGGAAGUUCCUCCCUUUGGGCAUCACAGCCUACUCUGCCUAAGAAUCAACCAUUAGUGUGGUACAAGACAACUAUUGAUGCACUUUCUGGUAACAGCCCAGUCGCUUUAGACCUGACGGGAAUGGGGAAAGGUCAGGCAUGGAUAAACGGUCGAAGCAUCGGGCGUUAUUGGCCCACCUAUAUUUCCCCAAAUAGUGGAUGCACUGACCCGUGCAAUUACAAGGGACCCUUUAAAUCCAACAAAUGUCUCAAGAAUUGCGGAAAACCAUCUCAGCAGCUCUAUCACGUUCCUCGUUCGUGGCUUAAGCCAACUGGCAACAUCUUGGUGUUGUUUGAGGAAGUAGGUGGGGAUCCCACAAAACUCUCUUUUGCCACUAGAGAGACUCAAACCGUAUGCUCCCAUGUUUCGGAGUCUCAUCCGGUUCCGGUGGAUAUCUGGACAUCCUCGGAUGAUGAAACGAGGAAGACACUUGGACCUACUCUUGCCCUAGGAUGCCCUUCUCCCGAUCAAGUGAUAUCCAGAAUCAAAUUUGCCAGCUAUGGAACUCCAAGUGGCAAAUGUGGGAGUUUUAGCCAUGGUCAAUGCAGUAGCGGGAGGGCCCGUUCAAUUGUCGAGCAGGCUUGCAUAGGUUCAAGAAGCUGCAAAAUUGGAGUUUCAGUGGAUACUUUUGGUGAUCCUUGUGCAGGGGUUACAAAAAGCUUAGCUGUUGAAGCUUAUUGUUCGGACAAAAAUUUGUCGGGCAAAUUGUCAUAG